AUGGAGGGCCCGCAAGGUCGUCGUCGCCGUCUCCCGACUGCAACGCCGCGUGCUGGUCGCAGAGAUGAUGCUAGCAGCGUCAUCGGAGAUGCGACGUUCGCGGAUCGCACUGCGACUGCUCUUGAUGCUGGUGCUCAUUAUGGCCCGUUCGAUCAUGACGAUAUUCUGGAGGAGGAAGAGGAGGAGGAGCCCGUCCGGCACGAGCCUGUUCGCCGCUCCCAGCCGAGCAGUCUUCGAGUAUUUGCGCGAGCGCUUCCUCGCUAUGUCCCGAGACUUUUACGCAGUGCUAAUCCGGCACUCAAGGAUCUUCUUCUACUGAUCUCGGGCUUUAUUACCCUCACCCUUCUGGUCGCUUUGACUCCGUUGCCCUCUUCGAUCAGCCCCUACCGUGACUACAUCUUCUCCGGCGUCAAAACUUCCCUCGGCAUCGAGCCAUCGGCGAAGUUGCAGUCUGCCUGGUACCAGCUCAAGCACGACAAACUCUUCAGCGACCUUUUACCAGACCACAAUAUCCCGGAACAGCAGUUCGCCAUCAACAUCAACUACCUCCAGCGCAUCGAGGAGCUAGAGGCAAAUAUGCGCGCGCUUGAAGGAGACAUGCGGCUUACCUUGAAUUCCUGGAGAGUUCUCGAGCAGGCGCUGCCCAGCAAAGUCGUGGUCCACGUGAUCGACGGCAGGUACGAAAUUCCAGAAGUGUUCUGGAAUGCAUUGCAGGAGAAGCUGGCCGGCGAGACCGACAUGACUCCUCUUUGGCAAUCUUAUAUCCAGGGCAACGAACGUGAGAUCGAGCAUCUCAACCAGCAGCUCAUCUCUCUCCAGCUCGACCGCGCUAUUCAGUCUAGAGAAGUCGUCAGCCGCGACGCCUUCAUCGAGGCAAUCGAAGAGAACAACGCAUACAUGUCGAGCAACUUCCGCGACGAAUUUCGCGCGAUGCAGCAAACCCACCUGGCAGAAGUCAAAGCCCUCGCAAUCCGCAGCACCCAAGACGAGCUGCAAACCAACCCCCUCUCCUUCCACGUCAGCGAGCAACUCCAAAUGCUCAUCAAAGCCAACCAAGUCCGCAACACCUACCAAGCCCUGCGCUCCGUCAACUGGUUCUCCCUCGGCAACCAAGCCCGCAUCAACCCCGCCCACACCUCCACAACCUUCUACCCGCCCCGCAACUGGCUGCACCACGUCUACCACCAAUUCAGCCCCUUCACCACCAAACCCCACCCUCCCACCGCCGCCCUCUCCCACUGGAACGAAGCAGGCGACUGCUGGUGCGCGAAGCCAAAGUCCAAAACCGACCCCUCCAUCUCCAUCGGAAUCUACACCAACGAGAAAAUCUUCCCCGAGAAACUCAUCCUCGACCACGUGCCGAUGGAAGGCACGCUGUCAAUCAAAACAGCCCCCAAAGACAUCGAACUCUGGGCCUCAGCAGGGAGCAAAAAGACCGCAGCCAAACUCGCUAAACUCGUGCGCGAGCACCGUCGCUACCCUGACGCGGAGUGCGACCCCGCUAACCGCCCUGACGCCCGGUACGUGUGCGUCGCGCGCGGCAAGUACGAUGUCCACGAGGGGAAUCAUGUGCAGGUCAUUCCUGUUUUCGCCGAUAUGCAGGCGCUGGGGUUUGGGGUGGAGGACUUUGUUGUGCGCGCGAGUACGAAUUGGGGUGGGCGGUUUACUUGUUUGUAUCGCGUAAGGAUGAUUGGGGAGAAAGCGAUUCCGGAUUCGGGGGUCUGA
This is a messenger RNA of Neohortaea acidophila, 1725 nucleotides long. RefSeq lists its product as uncharacterized. Gene Ontology annotation, cellular component: nuclear envelope; meiotic nuclear membrane microtubule tethering complex. The transcript has a single exon. Gene Ontology annotation, molecular function: protein-membrane adaptor activity. Lineage: Eukaryota; Fungi; Ascomycota; Dothideomycetes; Mycosphaerellales; Teratosphaeriaceae. Bases 1 to 1725 code for a protein of 574 amino acids. Gene Ontology annotation, biological process: nuclear envelope organization. The record is from RefSeq and is a predicted model, not a curated record.